UUUCUUUCUCUCCCUCUUUCUCGAUCUAAUCGCAUCUUCUGCGUAAUCGAGAAGACUGGAGCUUUCCACGGAGUUAAUAAAUUUGUGACGUAGGACGGAAGAAAGCGAAACUGGAUCGUGCAGAUCGCGAUCGUGAUCGAGGCCGGUCGCCUAGUUCCGGCGGAGUAUCGACUUCAGGACACGAUAAGGGGACCAGGCGGCUACUGGAAGUGGAGAACGUAUGGUUGCGUAAGUUCAGGAAGAAGCUGGCACUGCGAGAUAAACGACGAAGAAAGAGACUUUCUUCGCGAAUGAGACCGGGGCUACACGAAAAGAAGUAGAAGUGAAGAACAAUAGAAGAAUCGUGAAGAGGAAGAAAAGACUUUCCGUAAUCGUAAGGGAGGCCAUCUAACGAAAGGGGAAAAGUAAUAGGAACAGAAAAGGAGAACAUAGUGCAGGGAUUAUCAGAGAUAAACAAAAAACGAUUUUAUUAAGGGAAAUUAAGAGAAAUUUUAAGGACUUGUCUUGAGGAAAGACAAGCACUUAGUGGGAACGACGAUGCCAUUGAUCAUCUGAUCGUUCCUUUCGCGACGAAAGCCGAUCGUAGAGCUUGAUUCGACCAAGGGCGACCUUGAACAAGAUGGUCACGAGGGCGCUGCUAUUACUCUCGCUGGUCCUCCUCGAUGCCUUUGACGCGCCUGGCAUCGAGAGAGCCCACGUCCGACACUUGGCGAUGGCCGGUAACGCCUGCAACGCCUGUAGGAUGCAUGAGGAGAUCCGCGCGCUUAGUUUGGAAGCGAUCAAGGAGCAGAUCCUGAAUAAGCUCGGAUUGAAACAGGCGCCGAAUAUGACGGGUCGAGCUCUGCCGAGGAUCCCACCGAUCUCGAAACUGAUGGACAUGUACGGGAUGCAGGCCGACCAGCCUUUAGAGCCCGGUAUCACACACCACGAGGAGGUCGACGAAUACGCCGCGAAGACGGAGAGUGUCUUUGCCUUAGCGCAGCCUCAUCAAAGGCUAAGGCACUCGAAGAGCAACUCUGAGGUGUUGUAUUUCAAGUUUUCCGAUAAGAUUGUCCAACAUCGUGUUACCAGGGCAGAGUUGUCUCUGUGGAUAUGGGGUGUGAAUCAGGAAACGGAGCUCGGUGAGCCAAUUGAUCAAGACGCCGGUCCGGUGACGAUCACGUUGCACAGGAUUCUUCGGAGAACGACAGAGACAGGCGAAAUUGUGCUGGGUCCUCCUUUGACCACGAAACACCCUCGACCGUUUGGACGGCGGGGUGGCUGGAUCACGAUCGAGCUCAGACGAAUGGUAGCGGAGUGGUUCAAGCAUCCGAGAGAUAAUCUGGGAGUCGCCUUGAAGAUCACUGGCAGCAGUCAUCGCAAGAACUCGAUCAGACUGGUUGAGACCAAUCCCGGUGCGGAGUACGCUCCAUAUCUCGAAGUGCAAAUGCAGGAACUCGAUUCACGAAGAGGUUCCAGGAUUAAGAGAAACGUGGGACUCAAUUGCGACGAGGCUAGCCAGGAGACCAGAUGUUGCCGGUACAAACUCACGGUAGACUUCGAGAAGUUUGGCUGGGAUUGGAUAAUCGCACCCAAAAAAUAUGAUGCCAAUUACUGCUCGGGUGACUGUCCAAUGGCUUUUCUUCCGGCUUAUCCGAACACACAUAUCGUCAGCUUGGCGGAACCGCCGAACAACACCGGACCAUGUUGCGCACCUAGGAAGCUGUCCGAAAUCACAAUGUUAUAUUUUGACAACGAAUAUCAGAUCGUGUUCUCGCGGUUGCCGGGCAUGGUCGUCGAGAAAUGCGGGUGUUCAUAGUCCACCUUCGUUUCUGACAGGACGAAAGCAACGUUGGCGACGCCGAGAGUUCCGCACAGGUACCGCGAUGCUCUCCCUUUGAUCAAUCUCGACGAUCAUCGUCAUUGUCCUCGUCAAUCGUCGUCGAUUGUCAUCGCCGUGUUCUCGGCGAUUCCUCAUCCGAUAGACUGAAAGUGCCUUGUUCGGAGAGUGAUUGCGUGAUGCGGAUCUCUUUGGAGCGCAGAGGGAGGAAUACGAAGUGCGCGGAUAGGCGGUGUUUGGUGAUUCGCGAGAGUUCCCUCAAAGACUGUGCUGGAUGCCAAGGGAAGUCCAAAGAGGGACUCGCGCCGUGUCAGCGGGAGGCACCUCGACGGUGGUCCAUGGUUCAUGGCAAGGCGGAUAGUUCCUAGAGAGAGAGAGAGAGAGAGAGAGAGAGAGAGAGUCACGGUAUUAUUUUUAAGACGCCGAUACGUUUGCACUUGAUCCUAAUUACGCCUCUAAUCGGAAUUCCCCAAAUGCGAAUUUCUUAUUCCUCUAAAUCAAGAAAGAUAGUGGAAUGGGACAUUUAGAACGUUUGUACUUAUUGCGCAAGCGUUAUUCUCAGAACUCCAGCGUGGUUUUACCAACAAACAGCGCAAAACUUUGUUGAAACUUUCAUUAUUACGCCGCGGCUGAUCGCGAGACCAGAUAGAUACGAAGGGAUGCAAUGUGGGCGGUUUGCGUGCCUGAUUGUGUUCACGAAAUGUAUAAUUCUUGUCUCUCCUAUAUUUCUUUACUUUGAACCAAACGCGUCAUUAAAACAGAGGACAUCGAUCGGUGGAAACGUGUUGGACAACAGAUCUCGGUGUACAGUAAAAUCGUUGUUUUUUUCUAAUAGUUUUUUUUCUCUCUCCCCCCUCGUCUUUCUACAAUAUAUUAUAUAUAGAAACGUUUCUGUCACUAUGAUCGUUUUUUUUUUUAGCGAAUUGUGAGAGUGCGUGUGCGAGAGAGCGUAUCGAAUUAUGUAAAUAAGUCGUAACAGGCAAGAAUGUGGUGUUGCUUCGCUGACACUCCUACGUCCUGGGAGAAUCAACGAGGAUAUUACUCGUAUAUUGACGGAGAACCUCAACCUUCCUAGUUUUUCUAACGCGAGUAGUUGUAAUUACACGGCGCCAAUAUCCGGCUAAUUGCACUCGGAAUUUUUUAAUAACGCGGCAAUUGGCAAUUUCAUAUCCACGUUUCCGUCAUUCAUCAUGGUCGCAGAACGAGUGUCGAGCGUUUAUUUCUAGAUAAAUAAUAAACAUUAAUCGCGCGAACGAAUGCGCGACGCGCGUCUGAUUUUCGUAGCUUUCUUCGUAACUUACGGUAUUAAUAGCUGCAUUUUAGCGCGUCGGGUGAAGCACUCGUCAAGAAGGGACGACGACUUUUUUUUGGAAUGUGUCCCUUCCUAUUCCACGCAUUGUACAAUCUAAAAAAAAAAAAGAUUGUCAAGCGUUUUUAGACAAAAUUAUUCUAGGGGUAUAUAUCUCGACAAGCGCUCUUAUUAGUUUUUAUAGAUUCAUUAGGAUCCGUCCCUGAUCCUCGGGCAUAAUCCCUACUAAUUACUACGGUGAUAGAGAGGAUCAGUGCCGCAAUUAUGUAUAGACAUAUCCCCGAACGCUUGAACAAUUCCAGUUAUGUGUGUAGCGAUUGAAACCAAUAUAAUUUCGAUAAAUUCAGAUCUUCGCAAUUAAUUGAUGAAAGACAAACGUUUAAUAAGCAAAGCAUUUUUCUCUAAACCUAUGUAAUAUCGAGAAUUGAACUCGUCGAGAUUCUACCGGUUUCAAUCCCUCGUUGUAGCAAUCUUCAAAAUCCGGGAACAUACUUGAAACUUCUCAUGCUAUCAGAGCUUAACUCCACGUUUUCCCCUCAGCUUCGAGUCAAGUGCAUUGUAGCUACAUUUUGUAAAAUAGUAUACGAUAUAUACGAUGGACUUGCGCGCACCGUCCCUAAACUUCAUAUGAUUGUAAAGGAAAAAAGUCACACACGUACCCACAUAACAUAAAACACACACACACACACACACACACACACACAACAUAUACUUAGACAUGAAUUUAUAAAAAAAAACUGCGAUUUUUAUAAAGCGAUCAUUUAGAAUGUAAGAGAAAGCUCCUUGAAAAAUCGAUUUUUUUAUAAUUCCUCCCCUCCUCUGUCAAGCUGUCCUUGUCUUUCCAUUCUCCUCCGGUCAUUCUUUUUCUCCCUUGUAUCUAUUACAUUUUCCAUUCUCAGUUUGUUUGUCUCAAUGUAUCAAUAAUUAAAAAGAUAAUGGAUUUGCUUAUACCCCGCUCCCAAAAUAGCGAACGAGGACGGCAGAAAAAUGCAUACUUAUACGUAUAAUGUGUACUUCCUAGGUAGACACACAGCAUAGAUAGAAAAAUAUUUAUUCCAUGAAAUAAAUGGUUUUUCGAUG
Mycetomoellerius zeteki is the source of this 4208-nucleotide messenger RNA. RefSeq names its product growth/differentiation factor 8. Bases 620 to 1798 code for a protein of 392 amino acids. Gene Ontology annotation, molecular function: cytokine activity; growth factor activity. The record is from RefSeq and is a predicted model, not a curated record. The transcript has 3 exons. NCBI's taxonomy places the organism in Eukaryota, Metazoa, Arthropoda, Insecta, Hymenoptera, Formicidae. Gene Ontology annotation, cellular component: extracellular region.